Molecule: messenger RNA, 1703 nt
Organism: Oryza brachyantha (malo sina)
Lineage: Eukaryota; Viridiplantae; Streptophyta; Magnoliopsida; Poales; Poaceae
Product: probable protein phosphatase 2C 47
Exons: 4
Coding region: 226-1413 (395 amino acids)
Biological process (GO): protein dephosphorylation
Molecular function (GO): cation binding; protein serine/threonine phosphatase activity
Source: RefSeq, a predicted model, not a curated record
UUCCUCUUUGCCCAUUUCUUCCCCCCUCCUCCUCCUCUUCAGAUCAAGAAACCGUGUCCUUGAAACCAUCGAGAUCGCCCUCCCCUCCCCUCGGAUCGCGGAAACUCGCCGGCUUCCGCGCUCUCCUCGCCGCAGCGGAUCGAUCGGUGCUCGCUUCUUUCGGUUACGGUUCUUUUUUUUUUCUUUUCUUGAUUUUUCUCCGGUCGCCGGAGAGGCGGCGGGGAGAUGGUGGCGGAGGCGGAGGUGAUGCAUCAGCCCGUGCCGGUGUUGGAGGUGCAGUACCACCGGUGCGUCGCCAAGGGUGUCGAGGAGGUGGUCGGGAUGUCCGCCGCGGCGGCGGCGGCGGUGGCCCCGCCGGAGGUCGGCGUGGGGGUCGAGGUCGAGGUCGCCGUCGAGGUGCCUCACAUGGGGUUGGAAGGUGCUGGUGGUGCACCGAGCGUAUCAAUCGAAGCACUGCAGUUUGUUCCCAGUAUCCGGUCUGGUAGCUUUGCUGAUAUUGGACCUAGGAGGUACAUGGAAGAUGAGCACAUCCGGAUAGAUGAUCUUUCCGCCCAUCUUGGAUCGCUCUUGAUGUGUCCGCUGCCUAGUGCCUUCUAUGGGGUAUUCGAUGGCCAUGGAGGUCCUGAUGCUGCAGCUUACAUGAAAAGGCAUGCAAUGAAGUUCCUAUUUGAGGACAGCGAGUUCCCACAAGCAUCACAAGUAGAUGAAACAUAUGUUCAGUCUGUUGAGAACUCUGUUCGUAGGGCCUUCUUGCAGGCUGAUCUUGCCUUAGCGGCUGAUUUAGAUAUCAGCCGCUCAUCUGGAACUACAGCACUCACCGCAUUAGUCUUUGGGAGGCAAUUGUUGGUUGCAAAUGCUGGGGAUUGCCGUGCAGUCCUUUGUCGCAGAGGUGUAGCGAUGGAGAUGUCUCGAGAUCACAGAGCAAACUAUGCCGAGGAGUGUGAAAGGGUCGCUGCAUCCGGCGGAUACAUUGAGGAUGGCUACCUCAAUGGAGUCCUAUCCGUGACUCGGGCACUAGGGGACUGGGACAUGAAAAUGCCGGAUGGCUCGACAUCGCCUCUCAUCGCUGAGCCAGAGUUCCAGCAGGCCAUGCUCACCGAGGAUGACGAGUUCCUCAUCAUGGGGUGCGAUGGGAUAUGGGAUGUGAUGACCAGCCAGCAUGCGGUGAGCAUUGUCCGCAGGGGGCUCCGUCAGCACGACGACCCUGAGAGAUGCGCGAGGGAGCUCGUCAUGGAGGCGAAGCAGCUCGAGACCGCGGACAACCUGACGGUGAUCGUCGUCUGCUUCGUCUCGGAGCUCGGGUCGCCGCGGCGGGAGCAGGUGGGGCAGGCGGUGGUGAGGCCAAGGAGUUGCAAGAGCCUCUCAGCAGAGGCUCUGUGUAACCUGAGGAGCUGGCUGGAGACUGAUCGCUAGGGUGAGAGCUGAUGAAGAUGGCCACACUUCACACUUUGUGUACAUAUGCUGACAUUAGAUGUUUUUUUUUCUCUUCUUUUCAUUGUUGAGAGGCUGUGGAGGCAGGUUGAGCAGCCGGCAGUUUUGUAGGCCAUUUUUCUCAUUAUUAUUCCUUUUUUUUCUGCGUUUUGUUGACAUGUAACUGCUAUUGUUCACACCAUUGCUGUUGUACAUAUCUGUUGAGUUCAUGGAUGAUGGAUGGACAAGCUCACUUUUAGCACCACUAUCUCGCUGUCAAAUGCCAAAUUGAU